GGACCCAUAUAAGGUGUGUCGUUGUUGUACUUCAUAUUGCUCCAUGGCAACCAACACGGGUGGGCCGAGCUCCUUAUCCUUGAUUGUUCCGCCGCGUAGCUCUCUUUUAAUGCAAUCCCGCUCAUGUCGGACACAUCGGAGGGCCACGGAGUCAGUGAGAGGCACACCGACGACAGUGGCGAACAUAGCAGCAGCAGCUACGCGCGUCGCAACACCAUCACGGUGCCGACGGUGCAGCUCUUCAACAACGCCGAUACCUCCCUCAUCCCAUCUGUGCUGCCGUCAUCCACGCCGUCCUGUGUGGAGCUAAACUUCCACACCGCCGUUUUCUCGCGUAACGCCAGCUUUGUGGGAAGCGCAGGCGGCGGCAGAUCCGCUCCGUUGGUCGCUGCAGUCGCCGUUGCUCGCGGUGAGCCGCGUCGAGCUCCCGAGGGUGGUACCGAAGGUGGUGAGGAAGGUACCGCGGACGCUGCAGCCGUGAAAGUCAGCAUCGCACCUGCAAUUAUCGGCUACUUCGGUAUGAUGUUUGGAAACGGUAUAAACGCCUUUCACAGUCAGAUCCUAGAUGCGAAAGGUUUCUCUCCUUAUCAGAUCGGCAUUCUCGUGGCAUCGAACCCGCUGCUCAGCAUGACGCUUCUUCCCACCCUGAGCUACCUCGCCGACAAGUUUCGCUGUGAGACAAAAAUGGUGCUGACGAGCAUCGUGAUUUCAUCCGCCUCCGCGUUCGCCUACACCAUGUCCUCUGCGUCCUACCUGGUAGUCAUCUUCUUCCUGGUGAUGUCCGCGUCGCGCAUCGUCAUGAACCCUCUUCUUGACCAGCGCACACUGAUGAUGUUUCCUAAGGACGGUCGGUCCAGCGCGUGGAGCUACGUACGCUCGUACGGGGCGUAUGGAUGGGGCCUUGGCAGCCUCGUUGCCUCGUUGAUCUACACGGUGACCAAGAGCUGGGUGGCGGUGGCGGCGCAGUUCUUCGUUGGCCAAUUGGGCCUGGCCUACUGCAUGAUGGUGGUGAUGCCGUACGAGGAGAUCGAGAAGGUGCCGGUGCGCUUCAAGGAGGUGCUCCACCUGCUCGCCACAAACGUGCGGCUGACGCUGUUCAUCUUCGCCGUGACCAUGAUGGGCACGGGCUACAGCUUCAUCACCAACUUCCUGUUUUUGUUCUUAAAGGACCUCGGCGGCUCCAAGUUCCUGAUGGGCCUCACCAUCGUCCUUACCGUCAGCACGGAGAUCCCGCUGUUCCAGAUGUCGGAGCGGCUGCACCAGAUGUUUACGGAGCGCCACAUGAUGACCAUCGCCAUGAGCGUGUGGACCUUCCGCGUGGUGUGCUACUCGCUGCUCAGGAACCCGUGGUGGGUGCUGCUGAUCGAGCCGCUGCACGGCGUCACCUUCUCCUUCAUGUGGCUGCCGUCCGUGCACCUCGUUGCACGCGCCUUCCCGCCCAAGCUGUCCAGCUCCGCCACCGGCGUGCUCUUCACCUUUAUGAGCGGCGUUGGUCCUGUGGUCGGCAACCUGGUGGCUGGCACGCUGUACAGCCUGGUGGGUCCACGCAAGAUGUUUCUCUGCGCUGCCGCGGCGAUGGGCUUGUCGCUUGUGUUUUACCUCGCGAUGGACUACACGCUGGAGCGGCGUGGCGUGUCCGUUGUGUGCGACUACGACGCCGCGGACGUGACGAUGGUGGACAUCGAGAGGGUGAAGACGGCAACGAUCGACGUCCACACUCGGCGGACGAUGCGCCUCGCACUGAAGGGGGCAGAAGAACGGAGGAUGCUGUGUCGAAGCCGGCCUCCUACUCGCAGCAGGAGAGUGAGGGCGUAA
Messenger RNA from Leptomonas pyrrhocoris, 1815 nucleotides. RefSeq lists its product as hypothetical. Gene Ontology annotation, cellular component: membrane. NCBI's taxonomy places the organism in Eukaryota, Euglenozoa, Kinetoplastea, Trypanosomatida, Trypanosomatidae. Gene Ontology annotation, molecular function: transmembrane transporter activity. The record is from RefSeq and is a predicted model, not a curated record. The coding region runs from base 124 to 1815 and encodes 563 amino acids. The transcript has a single exon.